CUGACCCCUUCAGAAAAACUUCACGAGUUGUCGAUGUGACGCACCAAUCAUUUUGCGACAGUUUGACCUUCAAGUGCUCGCAACCUCCUUCGGUGGACGACACCCCUGAAGUGUUGCAUUUUUACCGUGCCGGACGCCACCUGAUGGAGUUGAGUCCCAGUGAGUUUUCAGAUUAUUCGGUACUGCAGGACAAAGAAAAUAUUGCUGUAUGCAAUAAGCCGAAAUCAGAGCUCAUGAAUGAAAAGAUUAUCAAACAAUGUGAAUUCUAUUUCUCGGAUGCAAAUAUUCUAAAAGACCAAUUCCUUCUAAACCUAGUCAAGUCAUCAAAGGAGGGAUGGGUGGAUCUCUCUGUAAUUGCAGGUUUUAAAAAACUCCAGUCUUUGACGACGGACCUUAGUAUCAUUCGUCAGUCACUGGCAGCUUCAACCAAAAUUGAGGUGUCAGAAGAUGGGAACACAAUUCGACGCAUUGAUCCUUUGCCCGUAUGGGAUAAAUCCGUUUACUACCGUACCAUCAUAUUGUCGGAAUUCCCAGAAAAUUCGAACGUCACAGUGGAAAGUAUUCAGGAGUUCUUCACGAUAAAUGGCCAUCCUCCAUCUUUAGUGCGCGUUCUGUUUCCAAACCGCAAGAUACCAUCUGAUCUUAAACGUUCACAAAUACUACAUAAUCAACUCGGCGUCAAAAUCUGCGCUGUUGUUGAAUUCCCUAAUCGACCUGAUGCAUUAAAAGCAAUUAAUUUAUCUCGUUCUCACUGGGGGAAAAUAUAUGCAUACCUUUUGUGUCAUGGCAAUAAAAAACUGAAUAAAAACCAACCUGAACAUAAGACUGUCCCUAAUACCACCAAUUCCAAGGGUGUUGCUGAUGACAAAGUUGAACCCAUUCGCAAACCACUUCUACGUCGUCUGGAUUGCCUUAGCAACAAUGGCAUUCAUGUGUCUCACGUACGAGAGCCAAUAGGUCCACCAACUGAAGAAAGUGCUGGUUUUUUGCCUGGUUGGCGUGAAUUACUCCGGUUGCAGCGAAUGCUGAUUCGUGACGGAGCUGAAGUGAAUAAGUCUUCAGAAGCUGAACUUCAGCAAUUGGAUAAUGCGAUUGUUUGUAUAGACUCCGGUGCAGUUUGCGCCUCUUAGAAAACAACCAGUCACAUAUAACAGAAGUAUGUCAAUUUUUCGGUGAUAAAUGCAUCCUUCAUGAUCAUCUAUAUUUCACUUGAACCACUCAUAUCUCUCCAUUUUUGCUAUAUAUAUAUAUAUAUAUACCAGAUUCAGAAUACAACAAAAUUCUCUUGUCUAACACUGGUGACACAUUCCUAUUUUACAAUAGAUAUUUCUGUAGUUAGACAAACGACAUUGUUUCAUCAAACUAUUUCAGAAUAAUUGUUUCAAUUCUUUUUUUAAAAGUUGCCUGUAAUUUGAGAUAUCAAUAGAUGUAUCUUCAAAGUAAUAUGACAAUUAUACAGUGUAAAAUAAAGCAUAAUCAUAUGAUGCAUGAAUACCGGAAAAUUCGUUUGUGAGAUCUUUCAUUGCUUCUCUGAUAUAUCAUCUCUCAAAAAGACACUUGUUGACGGUUUAGUUCUGCUCUACAAGACGACAUCCAAACAAUACGUCCCAGAAACUUGAAUACCAACAUAUUUUGCUAUCGUUCCAUGAUACGAUGGCAGAUUUUCUCUGAGUUUGUUAUCGGUGCCUAGUGUGUGAAGAUUUAGUGUACUAUGUGUAGACUGUAUUCAUGAUACGUAGUGUGUCUAGACGUCUUCACAUGUUUGUUUUAUGUGUUUGUGUCAUCAGACUAAUUCUGUUGUUCUGUGUUAUUUAACCUAUUCGUUGCUGUCAACGAUAGUACUUGUAAGGUAAUAUGGACAAAGAUUUCAGCAGAAUAGCAUGAAUUCAUUUUAUUUCGUUUGGUCGUCGUCAGCUGCUUACAACCUGUGACAUUUAAAAAUUAUAAUUGCAUACAUGGAAGAGUUUAGUUGGAAGUUACUUUGAAGACACGACAGUAUAGUAUAGCAAGGGUGUAAAUGAAUUCAAUAGACUGAAUAGAAUACUGUUGUUAGCGGAAUAUAAAUUGAAUUAAAGCACAUUCCGUGCAAGAUUAUGUCGGGGCACGCUGAUUAGUUAUUUCUUGACCAAUCAGUGCUAGUGGACACUUGAAGACUCUAGAAAAACCAUAAAUAUUCUAAAGUUUUUCUUAUUGUAAGUCCUACUUCCAUCUAC
Molecule: messenger RNA, 2213 nt
Organism: Schistosoma intercalatum
Lineage: Eukaryota; Metazoa; Platyhelminthes; Trematoda; Strigeidida; Schistosomatidae
Source: the annotation of a GenBank genome assembly